GAUUCCAAUCGAAAUCGAAAGUUCAUUCACCAGUCGUGGCCUAAAACGACAUGGGAGAGAACAGGUGAAUUGGAAUUUUGUCACCACUGAUUCACAAAUGCUUAGAAGUAGUAAGACUUUAGGUAAGUUCGUUUAUUUAGAAGCAGUGAAUUUGCAAAUAUCUACCGAGAAACCAUUUUAUAUUGGACUACAAGGCCUUGGUUUCAGACGUUUCACUGCGCUGUUUUCUUCUACUUCUUUUGCAAAACCCAUAACAAGAGAUUGUCUUUUCCUAAACCAAGACGUUUUUGCUGCAAGUUCUGUCAAGGAUUUUCCUUGUCGGUCAGUUGUAUUUGGUGGAUAUUUAAACAGGGCUCAUGGAACUCUUUUAAUGAAAGUAAGCUCGAGAAUGGCUCACAAUUUACCAAACCGACAUGUGUCUGAUCUUGCCACACUAAACCUUUCUGCUCAUAAAAUCUUCAGAGAGUUGCUAACUGAAGAGCUUUUAACACUUGUUAAAGCCUUUUUGAGCAAAAAACAUGAAGUGCGAAUCGUUGGCGGUGCAGUCAGAGAUAUCUUACUUUCAAGGCAUUUACCUAAAGACAUUGACCUUGCUACAACAGCUACCCCAGACGAAAUGAUAAAAGUGUUUAUGGAAAACGAAAUUCGAUAUAUAGAGACAGGGCUGCAACAUGGCACUUUAACUGCUCAUAUGAAUGGGCAUAACUUUGAGAUUACAACUCUGCGAAUAGACACUAAUCACGAUGGCAGAAGAGCUGUUGUUGAAUUCACAAAUGACUGGAAACUAGAUGCUGAGCGAAGGGAUUUAACAAUCAAUGCAAUGAGCAUAGAUUUUGAUGGAAAUUUGUAUGAUUAUUUUGGUGGUGUUGAGGACUUAAAAGCAAAGCAUGUAAGGUUUGUUGGAGAUCCAGAAAAAAGGAUCAGAGAAGAUUAUCUGCGGAUCUUGAGAUAUUUUCGCUUCUAUGGAAGAAUUUCAGAAACAGAAGAUGACCAUGUGAAAAGUACAUUAGAAGUUAUAAAAAAAUGUUCAAGUGGAUUAAAGAAUGUUGCCGUGGAAAGAGUUUGGACUGAAUUAUCAAGGAUUGUUACUGCUCAUUUUGCUCCAAGUUUGCUGAAGAUAAUGUAUGAGUUAGGAGUGGCUGAAAAUAUAGGUCUUCCACCAUGCACUCAAAAGCAUUUAGAAGAGUUUGAAUAUGUAUGGAACCAUGGACAUGCACACAGACUGGAGCCAGUAACCAUUUUGAUGACCCUUGUUGAUACAGUUGAUGAAGCAGAGCGGGUAGCAAGAUCUCUGAAGCUUUCAUCGGCAGAAAGAAAUCUAGGCAAAUUUAUUGUGACACACAGAAUGAUACACAACAAUGAGGAUAUUAAGAAGCCCUACAAAGAUAUUCUUGCUUCUUGUACCAAUAUCAAAGCCAUUGCUGUUCUUUAUAAGCAUGUGAAUCAACUUUUGCUGUACCAAGGUAUGGAAGAUCUUGCUGAUGAAAUCUCAAACUGGAAACCACCAGAAUUUCCAAUAACUGGGAAUGACAUAAAAAAUGCUGGUGUCAAACCUGGCCCUGCAUUGGGCCGUGUUCUACAUGAGCUCAGAAAUAUUUGGAUGGAAAGUUAUUACGAACUUAACAAAGAUGAAUUGCUAGAGAAAGUAGAACACAUUAAGACAAAACUCCACUGAAUUUAUGAAAUGUUAUGCAUUACUCUUCAGAUGAUAUAUUUUAGGUUUGCAUAUUCACCUCUACCAUUAUGCAAUUAGUUUCACUUUUAGAUAACUGUUCUUCUAGUAACAAAUCUAAUAGAUUGAUUGUGUUUUAAAGAAUCAAAACAAUUGUGGGGCCAUUUUAUACUGGCUUGUGGCAUUAUAUUUGUUUUCAAUUUUGUUUGAGUUUGUUACAAUUCAUAAAUAUUUGUGUUUCAUAGCUAUGUGACUCUGUCCAAGAAGAAGCCAUAAGAGAAUUAGCUUAAAACCAUUUUAGAGAUGAGUUUUAAUGUAUUAGUUUAAAAAUUUUGGCAGAAGGUAUAUUGUUUGUUGUUUUGUUGUAAAAGAUAAAAUUGUUUUAGUCCUCUGUGAUGAUAAGAGAAAUUCAAAUUUGUUUGCAUUUUUCAUUUUAUGAUGUUGUAUUAGAACUAGCAACUUAUUCCUUUGAAGUAGAAAAAAAUUAUUCCCUACAAAUGGGUCACAUUUAGUUUCAGGUAUCAGUAUAGCUAAUGGUAGGCACAGUGUGAGGUUGAAGAUAAUGAGGCUUUUUUGUUAAACAAAAAUAAAUUGUGUAUGCCAGGUAUGUUAUUUGAAAGUAAUAGUUGAAGCAGCCACAUCAGUGUAAAGCUGUACCAUAUUUGGUUGUCAAAGAUUGGGGGUAAUCACCAAGUAAGUACUCCAACUGAAAAGCAGUGGAGGAAAUGUUGGUUUUGGGUUAUCAGAGUAUUUGUUAGCAUAUAGAGACUGAUCAAUGGGAGCAUCAAAAUGGGGGUUAGGUUAGGUAGGGUAAAAUGUUCAGGGCCUGUGCUUCUAUGUGGCCUGUUAGAAUCUUACACCAUGGUACUAUCAGAUUGUUUCAAGAUAUAUUUUUUGGAACACAAAAAGCUACUACUUUCAGCUACUUCCAUAAAAUGAACUCCUGAUAGUUUUUCAAAGAGAACAACAGUAUCCACAUGUCCUUGAUUCAUGGAUACAAUUUUUUGUACAAUCUUGUUGCAAAGCAUUAAAAAAAUCUUUGAAAAUGGCAACUAAAAAGGGUGUCUCCCUAGUUCUCUGGGGGACGGAAGUGCAUGGCCAAAGAUAAUUAUCUUUAAGGGGGGCCCAGAAUUUGAGUCACUCUUGGGCCCAUGUUGGCUCUUGACAGCCAUGCUGACCUGUAAACUUAAUGAUUUAAUAGUAAACUUAAGUAAACUACUUGUACUAGAUGUGAGUUAUCAAUGAUAACUUGAUCAAACAUAUAUUUUGAAGGUUUCUUUAUAUGUUCAUGAAAAAGGUGUGGUUCCAAAUGAAAAAAUCCUAAUGGCUAAGUUUCUACAGGAAAAGGAAUGUAUCAGAGCUUCAUAAAUGUAGAAUGAACAAAUAGAAAAUCAAUAUCUGUACUUUGUUUGCUUUUUAUGUAAAAACAGUCAGAUUUUUCCCACUAAAUGGAACACCAUAUAUUUUUUUGGUGAAAAAUGUAUGUUUAUUUGAUAAUUUUUCUCUAAAACUCUUGAACCGAUGCCUGGUUUAUUCUCACAGCAUUCAUAACUCUAACUUUUUGCGAAGCUAUAUGACCAUGGUAGAAGUCUAGGCUUCAUUUUAAUUUGUUACAAGCUCAGAAACCAAUUUGCAGCCGAAUAUGCCUAUGAUGAUGGACAUGUGAGUAGUUUUACCACAGCUUUACCAUUUUAUGGUAUUACUAGGAAACAGGGUUAAUCUCCGGGAGGGUCAGGGCAACUUCAAUAGGCAGAGGACAGGGGUGUGUCAUUUUGAAGUAUAAAAAAACAUACAGCAAACUUGUAAAUUUUCCAAAAUCACACUCCUAUGUUUAGAUAAAAUAUGAAAUGCAUACCCUUAAAUUUAAUUCAAAGUUGGAAAACUUGUUCAAGUAAAUAAAAACAUAUCACCUAAAAGAAAAACGAUACGCCAAAAUUUACGGUCAUGCUAAAAAUCAACCCGAAAAUUUAUGACCAUGUUUGGCUUUUCUAAAAUCAAUACCCUAAAUUUAUUUUCUUAACAAAUGGUACCUCGAAAAAGGUACACCCCGUACCAGUGUAUGUUGAAGCUGCAUUCAUAAAUAAUGCUAACUUCGACCAAUACUUCUGGUUUUCCUUUUAAGCUAUGGGAACAUUUAUGUACGUCUAAAAAUUGUACAAUCCAAGACGAUUAUUUGUAUAGCAUUAUUUCUGAAUGUAAAUUCGAUUUCGAAUUCAGAGUAACCUGUACUUGAAAAUUCCCAGUUUUUUAGAAUUGCCAAAGUUCGCUUUCUUAACAAUAUUUUAAUGUUAAUUCCAUUCAAGGAUAAUGCUUACAUGAAAGUGAAACGGUACAACCACCGAAUUUUUGUAAAUUUACUUAGUUUUGAGUUGUUAUUUACAAUUCCCUUUUUUGUUUGCCAUUAGAUACUUGAAGUAUUUUUAGAAAUACUAGUUUUCCA
Rhopilema esculentum is the source of this 4112-nucleotide messenger RNA. RefSeq names its product CCA tRNA nucleotidyltransferase 1, mitochondrial. Gene Ontology annotation, biological process: mitochondrial tRNA 3'-end processing; tRNA 3'-terminal CCA addition. The record is from RefSeq and is a predicted model, not a curated record. Gene Ontology annotation, molecular function: tRNA binding; nucleotidyltransferase activity. NCBI's taxonomy places the organism in Eukaryota, Metazoa, Cnidaria, Scyphozoa, Rhizostomeae, Rhizostomatidae. Gene Ontology annotation, cellular component: mitochondrion.